GCCGUGAAACUGAUCAAUUGACCUUCUUGAACCUCUUUGACCGUUGACGUCUUUGCCGCUCAUUCUUGCGUGUUCACCAUGAAGUUCAACGUUGUCGCUCUCGCUGCCUCAGUAAUGAUGGCCGGCAGCACUUUGGCUAGCGUCAACAUUACUUUCCCCAAUUCCAAUGUCUGGUGGGUUGCCAACUCGCUCAACCUACUUCAGUGGACGUGUCAAGACCCUGCUGCUCCCAAGACAUACACCGUCGUUGUGUUUGGUCAGGGUUCCCUCGCAGGCGGUCUACCUAUCAUCUCGACUCUAGUGCCGAACUACGAUUGUAGCAUCAAUAUCCCCCCCAUCAGUGACCUCGUAGCCGGCACCGGCUACCAAGUCGCUCUUACGAACACGCUCAACCGGUCGGACAUCUUUGCCGAGAGCCAGCCAUUCGAGAUUAAGGCAGAAGGCAGCCCCUAUCCUCCGCAGCCCAGUAACACGGCUGCAACCUACACCAGCACGGCUACAUCUGCUGGAAAUGCGACAUCCACCUCGUCCCCAGCUUCGUCCACUUCAAAGGCUGGUAGCGCUCUGGCUAUCUCUCCUGCGCCCUUGAGCUUUAGUGCUGCUGUUGCACUCGUGUUUAGCACACUCUUCGCCUAAAUAGUCGAAUACCUCUCAUUACAGUCAGAGCAGAAAGGUUCUUUAUUUAUAUCAUUCCAUUGUUGCGAGUUUCAGUCCAGUUCAUCUCGAUUCUUUUGCGCUUGUCCAUUCGUUUACACACCAGUACAUACCCUUGCUCGUACUUGGGUCAAUAGUGAGCUUAUAUAUGUUUCUUACUGAGCGUAGUUUCGCAAUCACAGCGAGGA
Cantharellus anzutake is the source of this 842-nucleotide messenger RNA. RefSeq lists its product as uncharacterized. Lineage: Eukaryota; Fungi; Basidiomycota; Agaricomycetes; Cantharellales; Hydnaceae. The record is from RefSeq and is a predicted model, not a curated record. The transcript is spliced from 8 exons. The coding region runs from base 79 to 636 and encodes 185 amino acids.